Molecule: messenger RNA, 1576 nt
Organism: Fimicolochytrium jonesii
Lineage: Eukaryota; Fungi; Chytridiomycota; Chytridiomycetes; Spizellomycetales; Powellomycetaceae
Exons: 1
Coding region: 227-1483 (418 amino acids)
Biological process (GO): proteolysis
Molecular function (GO): zinc ion binding; metallocarboxypeptidase activity
Source: RefSeq, a predicted model, not a curated record
CUGCCAAUCAGUGGGAUCAUUGUGUUUGAUCUCGGCCCGCCGCGAGCCCUAUGGAAGAAUAUGAGAGAUACGUUUACGUGCCUGGGACGUAGAAGAUGACACCAGAAGAACGAAGGAACAAAGACCAUCGCCAUAGAUCCCCGAAUCGCAUAAAAGGAAGCAGCGUCGUAUCCACUCCCCAUACCUGCAGCACCCACACUUCCAAAUUUUUCUGUCACAUUUCAUCAUGAGCUGGUUCUCAUCCCUUGCGCCUUUAGCCCUUGCGGUCUCUGCAGUUCUUGCAUCGCCUGCGCCGAAUCCCUACCGUGACCAGCAGGUGCUCCGAUGCACGCUCAACGACGAUGCACAAGUUCAGCAUAUCAAGUCCGCAAAACUCGAUGUAUGGUCACAUCACAUCGGCCUGAACCGCCCCGUCGACAUUCGAGUCAACGCCGAGCAGCAACGAGCCCUGGAGGCAACCGGCGCUCAAUGCGGUUCUUUCAUUGAGGACAUUGCUCGGCUCAUCAAGACCGAGAACGAGCCGGCAACCCUGGACCGUCGGCAGACCAGCGACACGUUUUUCUCAAAGUACCGCACGUACGCCGAAAUCAACACCAAGAUCGCCGAUUGGGCCAAGGCGUACCCCGCGCUGUUCACCAAUCUCGGUUCAAUUGGAACCACCGUUGAGAAUCGUGCCAUCCCCGCUUUCAAGAUCUCCAAGGGUUCGUCUUCAACCAAGAAAGCCAUCUGGUUCAACGGCGGCAUCCACGCUCGUGAAUGGAUAUCGCCCGCCACCGUUAUGUACCUCGCCAACGUUCUCUUGACCGGCUCCGACCCGGCGUUAGCCGCGUACCUCGACAAGGUCGACUUUUAUAUUACCCCCGUCUCCAACCCCGACGGAUACGUAUACACCCAGACCGACCGGAUGUGGAGGAAGAACCGUAGAAAGAACCCUGGAAGCUCUUGCGUAGGGACCGAUUUGAAUCGUAACUUCAAUGAGCAUUGGGCGGUUGCGGGCACAUCGUCCGACCCGUGCGAUGAGACCUUCCCCGGGAGCGGCCCUGGGUCCGAGCUCGAGAACAAGGCUCUCACUUCCUUUGUCACCAAGAUCCCCAACCGCCUUGCCGGGAUCGAUUUCCAUUCUUACGGACAGUUGAUUCUGCGUCCAUGGGGAUGGACCGACACCGCUCCUGACAACGCCGCCAAGUACAAGGCUUUGGGUGAUGGUGUCCGCGAUGCCAUCCGCGCCCAGUCCGGAACGAGAUACACCUCCGAAGCCGGCGCUGACCUGUACCCGGCCUCGGGCGCAACCGACGACUGGAUGAACGCCAAAGCCAAGAUGGUCGGAUACACCAUUGAGCUGAGGGAUACCGGAAACUACGGGUUCGUCCUUCCAGCGUCCCAGAUCGUCCCCACAGGCAAUGAAAUCGUUGCCGGCGUCAAGGCGUUCCUCAAAUACGUCCUUGCGAAUCCCAUCCCCACUCCCUCGAUCCCUCCCAACUAAACUAAGGUGCCCAACGAUGGCUUUUGAUAGAGUAGUUCUGCUUUCCUCGAAAAUUGACCUUUUCCCGAUUCUGCAACGUCGUGAUGUUCUUCA